Asparagus officinalis (garden asparagus) is the source of this 1765-nucleotide messenger RNA. Its product is annotated as histidinol-phosphate aminotransferase, chloroplastic-like. The record is from RefSeq and is a predicted model, not a curated record. The transcript is spliced from 13 exons. Lineage: Eukaryota; Viridiplantae; Streptophyta; Magnoliopsida; Asparagales; Asparagaceae. Gene Ontology annotation, biological process: L-histidine biosynthetic process. Gene Ontology annotation, molecular function: pyridoxal phosphate binding; L-histidinol-phosphate:2-oxoglutarate transaminase activity. The coding region runs from base 397 to 1632 and encodes 411 amino acids.
AAUCCCUCCCCGAACCCGACCCGAACCCAUUAAACGAAAAGCCAUUUCUUCCCAAAUCCCGACUGCGUUCGGUGCCCUAGCCGCCUGCGACUCGUUCCAGCGACUCCUUCCAGCGCCGCCUCCGGUCGACGCCGCCUCCCGCACCAGUAGCACCUCCGGUCGACACCACCUCUCUCUCUCACGGUCUCACUUUCCUCUCUCUCCGGUCAACACACCUCCAGUCAACUUCGUCUCUGUUGGGCUCCGUCCGCAACAGAGAGAACAAGUAGAGACUUGAAAGUUUAAGAAAUGAGACAAAUAACGGUCUUUUUGAUAAAUAGCGCCAAAUAGCCUUAGCGGUACCUCGCCGCGACGCGCCGCGAUCCGCUAUCAGCUUUAUCUCUCUCUCUCUCUCUGAUGGCUGCUGCUCUACGAAUGUAUGGCGACUCUCUCUCUCUUCUCAAAACCCAGCAAGGAUUCAACUCAAGUCGAAGAAAGCAAGGGCUUUUCAUGGCUUCCGCUGUUCCUGCGGAGCAAAAAAUAGAGGGAUCUCCGAAGCAAGUGACUGGCGAUUCUUUCAUCCGUCUCCAUCUCAGAAAGCUCUCUCCCUAUCAAUCAAUCUUGCCAUUUGAGGUGUUAUCCACACGCCUUGGCAGGAAGCCUGAGGACAUCAUCAAGCUUGAUGCAAAUGAAAAUCCAUAUGGUCCACCUCCCAAGGUGGCGGAGGCUUUAGGAACAAUACGAUUUCCUUAUGUUUACCCUGAUCCUGAAACCCGUCGAUUACGUGCUGCUCUUGCUGAAGAUUCAGGUCUUGAAUCUGAUUAUAUACUUGCUGGUUGUGGUGCAGAUGAACUUAUUGAUCUAAUUAUGAGAUGUGUGCUUGAUCCUGGUGAUAAGAUUGUAGACUGCCCUCCAACAUUUACAAUGUACGAGUUUGAUGCAGCUGUUAACGGGGCACUGGUCAUUAAAGUUCCAAGGCUGCCAGAUUUUUCUUUAGAUGUUUCUGGCAUUGCUGAAGUUGUCAAAGAGGAAAUGCCAAAAUGCAUUUUCCUUACAUCCCCAAACAAUCCAGAUGGAAGUAUAAUCGAUGAUGAAGAUCUCUUAAAGAUUCUUAGCAUGCCUAUAUUGGUUGUACUGGAUGAAGCCUACAUAGAAUUCUCUGGUCUGAAGUCGAGGAUGGACUGGGUAAAGAAGCAUGAAAAUUUGAUUGUCCUCCGGACAUUUAGCAAGCGAGCAGGGUUAGCUGGACUUCGUGUUGGAUAUGGUGCAUUUCCUCUUAGCAUUAUCCAAUAUCUAUGGAGGGCAAAGCAACCAUAUAAUGUGUCUGUGUAUGCUGAAAUUUCUGCAUGUGCUGCCCUAAGCAAUCCUAAUUAUUUGGAGAAGGUGAAGAAUUCUCUAGUUCAGGAAAGAGAGAGGUUAUUUAGUCUUUUGAAGGAAGUGCCUUACUUGAAGCCGUUCCCAAGCUAUUCUAACUUUAUUCUUUGUGAGGUUACAUCUGGGAAGGAUGCUAAGAGAUUAAAGGAGGAGCUUGCACAGAUGGGCGUUAUGAUUCGUCAUUACAACAACAAGGAAUUGAAGGGAUAUGUUCGAGUCUCUGUUGGGAAGCCUGAGCACACUGAUGCCCUCAUGCAAUGCCUCAAACUCCUCCAAUGAUGACAAACUUUUAUAUGGUAAUUCUUGUAAACAAGGAUAAUUUUAUUUUUCAAUUUAGGAACUUGAAUUGUAUUACAUUAUCUGAUAAUUGCCCCAAUAAUUCGAAAUCAACAAACCGAUGUAGUUUCUAUUA